This is a messenger RNA of Sphaeramia orbicularis (orbiculate cardinalfish), 4695 nucleotides long. It is a transcript of the gene pik3r2, whose product is annotated as phosphoinositide-3-kinase, regulatory subunit 2 (beta). Gene Ontology annotation, cellular component: phosphatidylinositol 3-kinase complex. NCBI's taxonomy places the organism in Eukaryota, Metazoa, Chordata, Actinopteri, Kurtiformes, Apogonidae. The transcript has 16 exons. The record is from RefSeq and is a predicted model, not a curated record. Gene Ontology annotation, biological process: phosphatidylinositol phosphate biosynthetic process; insulin receptor signaling pathway. Bases 737 to 2938 code for a protein of 733 amino acids. Gene Ontology annotation, molecular function: protein binding; 1-phosphatidylinositol-3-kinase regulator activity.
CACGCACUCUCCUCCCUACGCGGAGCUGAGCUGGAAAAUGGCUGUGUCGGGGAGCAGGGAGUUAUGAACGGGAAAAGAAAGGACGGCGACGCCAGAAGUGGACACGGGCUCUGCUAUAAGUUUAAACGCACAACCAAAACUCGCCUCUCGGACGGACUUGGACUUCCAACGCCGGCUCGAGGAGUUCAAACCCCGCGGACAGAAGCGCGAGGCGUCGGGACGGAUCCACGGUCGAUCAUAAUCCCUGUCCAGAACAUGUGGGAGUUUGAGAGAACCGAAGAGGAUUAAAGAUCUUCCCACUCUGCCAUUCAUUUGACCGUGGAGAGCCAGGGCCCUCGGCUGGCAAAUCUUAACCAGGCUGCCCCAGUAACACCCAACCAGCAGGUUUUCGCUGCUUGAAAGAGCAUGUUGCCAACGCUCUCCCUCUGCUCCAUCAUCUGGCUCAACCGGGGUAUUAAGCUGAGGAAAGUGCACCAGUCCACCAACACCGGUCAGGUCUGAAACCGCUGCCACAGCACACAAACCAGCAGCUUCUUUAUCGACUUUUAGAAAUGCUUCUAAGCUUCGGGUGACUCCCCGCCCUCCCCCUAACUUCCCCAGGCCACCGUACCAACACCAACACCAGUACCAGAACUAAGUGACUCAACAAGAGGAUUUCUGUGCCGCUGAAUCUGCAAGGACUGCAUCAUCUAAUCCUCUGAUCGGUAGCCAUUUUGAUUUUUGCUUCCUCAACAAAAUGGCGGCUGAAGGUUUCCAGUACCGUGCCCUCUACGCUUUCACUAAGGACCAGGAGGAGGACUUGGACCUGCAGUCCGGGGACUUCCUGACGGUCAGUAAGGCCUCUCUGCUGUCCAUGGAGAACUACCAGGAGGGCUGUGAGGAGCAGCCCGAACGCCUCGGCUGGCUCCUCGGAUACAACGAACGCACCAAGCAGAGAGGCGACUUCCCAGGGACGUACGUCGAGUAUGUGGGCCCCGUCAAGAUGGCGCUUCCCUCCAGUCAGCCCAGGUCACAACGACCUCUCCCUGCCGCUCCCACACCAGAGUUGUCUCAAGCUGUUUCUGUCCCGGACCUGGGCGAACAGUUCACACCGCCGGAGACGGCUCCCCCGGUCCUCGUCAGCCUCACCCAGGCCAUAGAGAAGAGAGGUUUGGACUGUAAGACACUGUACAGGACGCCUAUUUCAGACAGCACAGUGCACAGUCCGAGCUGUGAGGGUGACCUGGCUCAGAAAGACGUGGGUUACCUGUCAGAGUGUGUCCUUCACUACCUGAGAGACCUGCCAUCGCCUGUCGUCCCUGUCUCCGUCUACCCUCAUCUUCAAGCUGCUCUCACGCUGCAGCAGCAGGUCGUCCAGCAGUCAGCAGACGGUGCAGUCGCUGGCAGCCAUGACAGGGAGGUAAGCCUGGUCCUUGAGAGCUCCACCACCGUCCCCCUCCACCACCGCCUCACCCUGCAGUUCCUCCUCACACACCUGGCCAAGGUCAUCCAGGCUCAGACCAGCAACGGCCUGGACACGCACACGCUAGGACAGAUCUUUGGACCGCUGCUGAUACGAGCCAGUCCUUCCACCUCCUGGUUGCCAUUGGAUGAGGAGUUCCCUGCUCUAGUGCUGGAAAGACUCCUCAUAGAGAGAACCACAGAGCAAGACCUCACCCCUCCAGUUCUCCCAGCAAAGCCAGUCAAAUCCAAAAUGACUCCAUCAGCCAUCACAGACACAAGCAGCAUGCUGAACGAAGCCGAGUGGUACUGGGGAGAAAUCUCUAGAGAGGAGGUGAAUGAAAAGCUGCGAGACACUCCAGAUGGCACCUUCCUGGUCAGAGAUGCCUCUAGUAAGCUGGAGGGCGAGUACACUCUGACCCUCAGGAAAGGAGGGAACAACAAGCUCAUAAAGAUCUACCACAGAGAAGGAAGGUACGGCUUCUCCGAGCCUCUUACCUUCAUGUCCGUCGUGGAGCUCAUCAAUCACUAUCGUCACGAGUCUCUGGCCCAGUACAACGCCAAGCUGGACACCAAGCUCCUGUACCCGGUCUCCAAAUACCAGCAGCUGGUGAAAGAGAACAGUAUAGAGGAGGUGGGAGAGCAGCUGAAGGUCUACCAUGAGCAGUACCAGGACAAGAGCCGCGAGUACGACUCCCUGUAUGAGGAGUAUACACGCACCUCACAGGAGCUGCAGAUGAAGCGCACGGCCAUCGAGGCCUUCAACGAGACCAUCAAGAUCUUCGAGGAGCAGUUUGAGACUCAGGAGCGUUACAGCAGAGAGUCUUUGGAGCGGUUUCAACGUGAAGGCAAUGAAAAGGAGAUUCAAAAGAUCCAGAGCAACUCUGAGCGUCUGAAAUCUCGUGUGAAGGAGAUCCACGACAGCAAAUGCAAACUGGAGCAGGACCUGAGGCAGCAGGUGUCCGAUAACAGAGAGAUCGACAAGAAGAUGAACAGCCUCAAACCGGAUCUGAUGCAGCUCCGCAAAAUCAGAGACCAAUACUUGAUAUGGCUGACACAAAAGGGGACGCGGCAGAAGAAGAUCAAUGAAUGGCUGGGCAUAAAGAAUGAUGCUGAUGACUCUUACUCACUGGAAGAGGACGAGGGGUCACCCCACCACGACGAGUGUACCUGGUACGUGGGCGACAUCAAACGCACCCAGGCCGAGGAAAUGCUGAGAGGCAAAUGUGACGGUACCUUCCUCAUCCGUGAGAGCCAAUCACAGAAGGGCUCCUACGCCUGCUCUGUAGUUGUGGAAGGCGACACGAAGCACUGCGUCAUCUACAAGACAGCCACAGGUUAUGGAUUUGCUGAGCCAUACAAUCUCUACUCAUCCCUCAAAGACCUGGUACUCCACUACAAAAAUGUCUCAUUGGUCCAACACAACGACCAGCUGAAUGUAAAUCUAGCCUACCCAGUCCUGGCCCGCUCUCAGAACCAGAACCAGCACCCCAGAUGAAUGACCCACCAGCAGAGUCGGACGCCAACCAGGACAGGAAAGCUAAAUUUUCAUAUGCAUCGGGAAAAAAAACAAACCUAUGAACAAUGGUUGCAUUUAAGUGGUGGGUAAAAUAGACUUAGAAGCCACAAGUUAAAUGUUUUUGGCAGGAGGCUGGUGUCAGCUGUGACUCCAGUCCAACUAAAAGCACUCCUUACAAGCAGCAUGGCUUCAAAAGCACAUUAUUACCAGUCACUAAGCACUGUACAGUUACUCUGGCUGACGCAGUGAGUUUUAAGUGUUGCCUUAGCCAGUCAUGACUGUACAGUGACUGAGAAAAGUGAGAAAUUCACAAGAAAAUAGCUUUGACACAGACUAAAUGUGUUAAAGGAAGACAAAAUAAGCACACAAAAGUUUUGCUUUCAACAUGGAUUGGAACAGGAGAGAUUGGACAGUGAGAUGAUGGGAAAACUUACAGGAGGUGCUUUGUUUAUUCUUUUUUUUUUUUUUUUUUUUUUUAAUGCCUUGAACACAUGAACUGUCCAUAGACAAAGGGCCAAUCUGUCAUCCCCAGACUGCCUGCAAACUCUCCGUAGACAAAAGCCUGAGCUGUCAUCCACUGAACGGACUGGCUUGGCUGAACCAGGCUGCUCGCUUCACACCUAAAGGCGGCUGAGAAUCCGUGGACCAGAGGGGGUGUCGUCACUGGAGCCUGGGUGGGAGGGAUUGUGGGAGGGUUCGGGAACAGAGAGAGUAUACUGGGGUUGAUAUUUGUAGGGGUUUAAAACUUCAAUUUAAAGGUUGCUUAAGUGCCAUAGUAAUAGCUUUGAAUGACCACAAGCCUGUGUCAGUAGAACAAGGGGGCACAUCGAGGUCGAAAAAGGAAGGGAAGGAAGAAGGGUUUGAUAAACAGCUGUCGACGUAGACAAAGCUACAGCUUUAAGAAUACUUAUAUAUAUAGGUAUAUAUUUUUAUGAAAUGAUCUUUAUUUCCGGCUGCUUCGGCUUGUCGCUCUCUCAGUGGGCCUCCUUUUGAGCGAGGAAACAUUACAGAAUACAAAUGCAUGGUACAUAUUUGGUAUAUUGUGAAUAUAGAAAUACUUUUUAAUCACAAUACACUAGAUGGAGAUUGAUAAAUGCAGUUCCACAUGGUUCAGCGUGGAGAAAAACCUGCAUCCAACUUCCCAUGUUUCAGCCUUUCUCCUUCUUUUUUCAUGGUCUUUAAUACUGUAGCACCUGUAGCCAUUGACUUAACUGUUAGUGCUCCUCUUAUUGUCUUGUUUCUAUAUGCUAAAGACAUUUGCAGAGCAUCAAUCUAUGUGAUUAUUGUAUCUUCAGUACUGUAUUUGCUUCGUCUCUAGCUAGGUAGACUGUUCUUAGCGGUACAAUGUCUUUGCAGAUGUUUAUUGUUGUUUUUUUUUUUUACGCAGAUUUACUCACGGUACUUCCCCUUUUUGCGCUUGACUGUUGAUUUCGUCACAAGCUUGACUCACAGAGCUGUAGAACAUUGAUGUACAAAAGAAAAGAAAAGUUCAAGAUAAGCAGUAAUAUAACUCAUGUACAGUAUAUUUCAGACACACAUGCAGUCGGUGUAUGUGACCUUAUGCGGUUUUAAUUGCUGUGUGUUUUUAUGUUUUUCAGAUUUUUUGCUCUGCUCUUAGAUUCUGUUUAAGGAUCCAGCUAAUGUGAGCCAAAUGAAGGAUGUCUUUUCAUGUAGCAAGAAAGAGAAAAAAAAAAAAAAAGAACCAGUCUUUUUGCCAUUUAGCGUGGCCUCUGUGG